Molecule: messenger RNA, 2627 nt
Organism: Hemibagrus wyckioides
Lineage: Eukaryota; Metazoa; Chordata; Actinopteri; Siluriformes; Bagridae
Gene: slc25a39
Product: solute carrier family 25 member 39
Exons: 12
Coding region: 193-1263 (356 amino acids)
Biological process (GO): mitochondrial transmembrane transport
Source: RefSeq, a predicted model, not a curated record
AACACUGUGUCCUUUAGAGGAGCUGGAAGAUAAACACCGGAAUACUCGGUGUGAAAUGGACGACCUGGAAUAACCGCUGGAGCGAUAGGAGGAUCUAAAACCCCGAGAAUCCUCCAUGAGAGAGCGGAUUAACGCCAUGACCAUCGCCUGAGAUCACCAGGUCAUCUGCUGUGGCUCUGUAAGGUGGUCAGGAUGACUGAGGGUCCUGCAGGUGCUUCCUCUCCCUCCAUCACUCCGGUGCAGCAGAUGGUGGCCUCCAGCGCCGGAGCGUUACUGACCGCCCUGUUCGUAACGCCGCUGGAUGUGGUGAAGAUCAGACUGCAGUCGCAGCAGACUCCGCCCUACAAAGCAUUAGGGUUGGAUUCUCGUGUGUGGAAGAGAAAGUCUCGUCUGCCAAAGUGGAAGUGUUUUCUCUACUGUAACGGACUGAUGGACCACAUCUAUGUCUGCCAGAACACCACGGCCUGCAGCAGCUGGUACAAAACACCCACACACUUCAGUGGGACAGUGGAUGCGUUUGUGAAGAUCACUCGCUCUGAGGGGCUGCGCUCUCUGUGGAGCGGUCUUCCUCCUACACUUGUGAUGGCCGUUCCCACUACAGUCAUCUACUUCACCUGCUAUGACCAGCUCAAGGACUUCCUGUGUUAUGGCAUCGGUUACCAUAGCAACUACGUGUCCAUCAUCGCCGGGGGUCUGUCGAGACUGGGUGCGGUCACAGUCAUCACCCCACUGGAGUUGGUGCGCACUAAGAUGCAGUCUCGGCGUGUGUCGUACAGCGAGCUGCGAGUGUGUAUCAGAUCGGCCGUGACUCAGAGCGGCGUGCUCUCGCUGUGGAGGGGGUGGGGACCCACCGUGCUCAGAGACGUCCCCUUCUCUGCCAUGUACUGGUUUAACUACGAGCUGAUGAAAGCAGAGCUUUGUGAGAGAUACAGAACACCGCAGGCUUCUUUCGCCAUCAGCUUCGCUGCUGGAGCCUUUUCUGGAGCUAUCGCUGCGAUCACGACGCUGCCGUUCGAUGUGGUGAAAACACGCCGGCAGAUUGAGCUGGGAGAAAUGGAGAUCAUCGGAGCUCCUCUGAAGAAGCCUUCAUCCACAUGGCUCAUAAUGAAGAAUAUCUGGACUGACGCCGGAUACCGAGGCCUGUUUGCAGGUUUCCUGCCUCGGGUCAUUAAAGUGGCUCCAGCGUGCGCCAUCAUGAUCAGCACCUACGAGUUCGGGAAGGCUUUUUUCCGCCAGCACAACGAGGAGCAGCGAGGUGGCUGAGUUGAGCCGAUCGUCAUCACGGAGCUGCAUGAUCACCUGCCUUUAGCUCGGCCUUGGCAUGCUUCCUGUUCUUAUCUCCACAGGUUCUGGGCAGCAGGGCUGAGGCUCUCGGGUUCCGUUCGAUAACGCUGCGCACGCGUUAUUUAUUUAUUUCCCUGAGAUGAGACGUAACUGCAUUGCAGUAAGACUGCAGCACCCUGGAGCCGCACCGGAGCAUGCUGGGAAAUCCGUUAUCCUCGCCUUUAUGCAUGCACUGGUGCUUUGAGGGAAUAUUAUUUUCAGAGGAAGAAGUAAUCCGGGCUGUGAAAUGGUUCCUGGUUCCAUGUGGGCUUCAUGUACUGUACAUCACGUCUGAGGGAGCAGACGAGGAGACGCUGUUCAUACACUGCCCCCUAGUGUUCAAUCUAAAUUCUGUCAGGUUUCUGGGAGAAUAGGGUUUGAAUAGUUUAUAGCACAGUUCGGCAGUCUUUGUGCUCUUGUCAGUUUUUCCCUAAUGAUUUAGCUGUGCACAUCUGUAAGGUCAUCCCGGUCAUCUGCUGUUUCACCAAAUGGAAAGAAAAUCCUAAAUUAAGAAUGUUACUCAAACAGCAUUGGUUUAAGAAAAGCAAAUUUUGCUCUGAUUUAAUUUGCCUGUUUUUCCUCCACUUAUAAGCAGCCUUGUCUGGCUGCAGUGCCUUCUGGGUAAUUCCCAUCCCUGAAGUCUACACUGAAGUCAACUCACUUUUAAAGCUGUUCGUUUCCCCACAUGCAGUUCAUGUGUUAUCAGAAACCUUUUUUGGACAAGAUGUUGAUGCAGAUAUUCUGUUUUUUUCUUUGGAAUAACACGGAUGCUAAGAUGCUAACGUUACAAUCCUGUUGUUUAAAGAUUCAGUAAACCGAUCCGGAUCUGUCAGAACCGGUCCAGCUUCACUUGAACUGAUGACGAGUUUAGAUGGAUUUAAAUUUAGAUUAUUCAUACAGUGAUUUUUUUUUUCUGCUAAUUUUCCUGAAGAACGUUUAUUUAAAACAUGACAAAAGUAAAAAAAACAAACUUUUUCUUUGAACCUAUAACCUAAGUUUUUUGGAACUACAGUACGGAACUACAGUACGUAAUUUUAUCCCCCUUAGGAAAAAAGAAAUGCUUUUUAUUUUGUGUGAAUCUUCUUAGGGAAUUCGUAUACUCGCUAGCCGGAACUAGCGCAAGCUACCUGAUGACACUGAGAUUUGUUUUACUGCAGAAACAAUAAACACGUUCUCCAGGGUAAAGACCGUGUUUUUUUUAGCUCUCUGAUGAUUUCAUUUGCACGCAUCUGAAAAGGAGAAAGAUUUUAGCCCAUGAUGUGCAUUUUAGAAAGCAAAUAAAGCGGGUCUGACCCUCGGCUCAA